This is a messenger RNA of Conger conger (European conger), 3217 nucleotides long. Its product is annotated as tumor necrosis factor alpha-induced protein 2-like. Gene Ontology annotation, biological process: exocyst localization; exocytosis. Lineage: Eukaryota; Metazoa; Chordata; Actinopteri; Anguilliformes; Congridae. The transcript has 13 exons. Gene Ontology annotation, cellular component: exocyst. Gene Ontology annotation, molecular function: SNARE binding. The record is from RefSeq and is a predicted model, not a curated record. Bases 117 to 2270 code for a protein of 717 amino acids.
GUUCUGCCCGGAGCAAGAGGGUACCGUUGCGUAGGCUAGGCUAGCCUAUAAAGUAGCCUACACUUUUGCUGUUUCUGGUCACAGAAUACAUUUUCUGCUUUGGAUGAGAUUAUACUAUGAAUGAUCAUCCUGCAGAAGAGGUGAUGACACUUAAAGAUGACAAUGGCAAUGGAGAAGCUGCAUUAGAGCAGCCAUCUGUGACACCAGGUGCUGAGAAUCAUAAACAGGGAAAGUAUAAGAUCAAGCUUCCAAAAUUUAAAAAAGGACUCCGGACUCCCAAAGCUGCCAUCGAAACAGUGGAGAGCCCUUCACCAAUAGAUCAUUCUGCAGGAGAGGUGAUGACACUUAAAGAUGACAAUGGCAGUGGAGAAGCUGCAUUAGAGCAGCCAUCUGUGGCACCAGAUGCUGAGAAUCAUAAACAUGGAAAGUAUAAGAUCAAGCUUCCAAAAUUCAAAAAAGGACCCAGGACUACCAAAGCUGCCAUCGACACAGUGGAGUGCCCUUCACCAAAAGAGCUCUCUUUCGAGGAGAACAUAAAGGAGGGAUGUCUCAAGGAGGCUGGCCACCAACUGAUCACACGAGAGGAGUCUCUGUUCCAGCCGGGUGCAUGGCAGGAGGCAGUGGAGGGCAGGGAGAAAGAGGAGGAUGAACUACAGAAGGACUACGAGAGCCUCCUGGUCGAGGUGUGGUUGGCCAUCCAUAAAUCAUUUAGUGCCAAGCCUGGCGAGCUGGAGGCUCUGAGAUCAGCAGUGAGUGCAAUCAUGCAGGAGGAGAAGCAGGACCAGAGGUGGCAGGAGGAGGCCGGGGUGGAAGCCCCCGAGUGGAGGCCCCGGCAGUGCCGGCACACUCACGAUACCAUACUGAAGGUGAUGACAGAGAAGCGGAUGGAUUGCAUGGAGGACAUGGCCAUUGCAGAGAGGCUGUCCAGUUCCCUAAAGAAAGAGAUCUGCAAGAUGGGAAAACAGCUGCAUGCUGACCUAUUGAAGGUGGCGCAGGAUGUGAAGGUCUGCUACCCUACCGAAUUCAAUGUGUGCAACACUUAUGCCCGGCUUUACCACCAAGCUUUCUCCAGUCGGCUGGUCAAGAUGGCAGAGUUUGACCUUGACGUUGAAGACCUUAUUUAUCUCCUGUGCUGGGUUCAUAAUUACUACCCAAAUGAUGUUUUGAAGCACAAAGAGCUGGAAAAGGACAUUGACUGUGAAGCACUUGGGCCCCUGCUCCCUGAAGCAGUGGCCAGACCACUGGAGGAUAAAUAUCUCUCCAAAAAAGAGAGUCAGGUGGGGAUGUGGGUGUCCAGUGCCCUGAAGAAGGAGGAGGACAGCUGGCGCAGCAGCUUAUUAACCGAACUCAUAUUAGACUCAUAUUACUUCUCCCCCAUUGCCAUCGAUGUCAUACAGGUGGUGGAUGCGGCUGUGAAGGAAACCAAAACUAUUUUUGGUGAUUUGAGCAGGGCCCAGAGGAUCAUGUGUCAGUUGGAGAUCUUCUUGAUCAGAUACAAGAAAUCAUUAGAAGAAUUCUUGGAAGUAAAGCAUGUGAACACCAAUGCAGUAAUAAAGGCUAAUUUACCUAGCAUUGAACAAUUCAAGGAAUAUUUAGAAAAAAGCAAGGAUCUACUACCAGUGGAGACAUACAAAACAUGCCUAACAAUUCUAGAAGACAUGGAGAACGGUGCCUACGGACACUUCUUACAUAUUAUACACGCCAAACUUAAGGUACAAUACAAGCAACUGUGGACACAGGCCUGGCUUGAGGAGGGUAGCUGGCAGCUGGUGGAACUGCUUGAGAGCCACAUUUGGGACUACGGUGACCUGAAGCCCACCUGCCGCCAAGAGCUGGCCAGCCGGCUGCAUGUGCAGGUGAUAGUGGAGUACGUAACGCGGAUGAUGAAGGGGAAGGUGAAGUUGAAGGACAAGGAGCAACAGGAUGUGGCUGCAUCACUGCUGUGUGAAGACAGCAAGAAAAUCAAUAUAGUCUUUAUUGAAGCAGGGUCUAAAGAGACGUGGCUGCAGGAUAUCCUCCCUAACAUUGCAGAAGUGCUCAGGCUACAGGACCCUGGAUCCAUCCAGCUGGAGGUCAUCACACUGACCCAGCACUACCCUGACCUCAGUGACAAGCAUAUCUCCACCCUGUUGCGCCUCAAAAGCCUCCCCAACGUCGACAUAAAAAGGAUCAAAGAGAGCCUGGCAGUGAACCGGUCCUCGGGCACACCCGGAAACACCCACUCUUUCUUCUCUAGGGUGAAACUUCCCAAGUGGCCCACCAAGAUCUAGUAACCUCUAACCUCCACCUGAGGGAUCUGCUUUUUUUUUUUCACAUCAUUGUUGAGGUUAGGACCAGGUUGAAAUGGGCUGCCAGGUGCCAUGUCCUGCCAGAGCACUGGUUCAGUGAACCGACCCGUCCCAUGGUCUGGUCUGGUGCUGGAUCCUGACCAUGCCAGUGGGGACAGUGAGUGGCGCGUGGUGCAGAGAGGAGAGUUGGGAUAUGGAAACCCGGUACCAAUAUGGCACCAGUUCCCGUAUGACUGCUACCUGCCGGUCUGAAUCGCAACACAGAUUUCAGUGCCUCAUUUCGCUGCCACAAUGCAUCGCUAGAAAAUGUUGCACUCACUUUGUCUACUCAGUUAGUGACAGCAGGUACCAUUAGCAAACUAAAUAACUUUAAUCUCUGCCAAAAGAGAAAUGUUAUAAAUAAUAGGUAUAAAUCGGGCCACCUGUUUGUAUCCACUAUGUGACUCAGUCAAGCUACUAAAUGUACAAUUGAGUUUCUAAUUGAGACAUAAAACCAAUUAGUUUAUCUAAAAUGGGGACAGUCAGGAAGGGAAGUGAACACUGAUAGCAACAGAAUGAAGUCUACAGAAGCAUCUUAUUUGCUCAGUUCAAUCAAAUGUCUCCAAAGUCAUUAGACUUGGACACUGCUACAUCCCACAGCAAGACAAUGAUCCCAAAAAUACACCUGUGCACUUUCUUCUUAAUGUUGUUCCAAGCGGUUUAUUUUAGAAAGUCUGUUGUUUAGCCCAUGUCUAUGUCUUUUCUCAUUUCUCACCCUCAUAAUGGCUUCCUUGACUGUCAUUGGCAGAACUCUUCGCCAAGAACAGACUCCAAAGGGAAUCAAAUACCUAGAAUCAAGUCUAGAUCCUGAAAGCUUUCUCAUACUUGCACUAAGGAAGCAAUUGAAUAGACCUGACUACUCAGAAACAGCUGACAAGCCAACUGUCCAA